This is a messenger RNA of Penicillium expansum, 1065 nucleotides long. RefSeq lists its product as uncharacterized. The transcript has a single exon. Bases 1 to 1065 code for a protein of 354 amino acids. Lineage: Eukaryota; Fungi; Ascomycota; Eurotiomycetes; Eurotiales; Aspergillaceae. The record is from RefSeq and is a predicted model, not a curated record.
AUGUUCGACCAACUGUUGCCGGGGAUCAUUUUUGCCAGCCUCAGCAGCAUUGGCAUCUGGCAUUCUGUUCCGUUGACCGGAAUCACCCCUUCCAACUCUUUCUUUUGGCGCAGUCUUAACUCCCUGGAAAUUGCGUAUUCCAUUCACAGCCUGCAAAAAGUUCACCUUUUCGUAUUCCCCAAUAGCGACGCAAUCUCAGAAUACGACCUCCUUCUGCAACUUUCGCUCGAUGCUCAACACUACGAGAAUGCCAGGCUGGCCCUGGAAGACUCGGCUGAUGCAGUAUCGCUACACAUAAACAUCCCAGGAGUUACAACGCCAAUGUUAGACCCGGGAGUCUUGGGUGCCACCCCAAUGCCAGCCUCAUUCUAUUUGAACGACAGCAGUAACAAAGACCUGCAACAGUACAACCCAGCCCAGAGUGACACACUGUAUUUCACGGUCAUGGCUACUCUCAUCUUGGCUAUUCUUACAAUGCAAAUGAUGGGCUUUUGGAUGACGAAUGGCAUCAAGCAGCAUGUUGAAGACCUGCAAUACGAUUAUGUUGACCGAAUGAGCGGCGUGCAACAACAAUUCGGCACCUUGAUGAUGGAAAUCCGAGAGUUUCGAAGAGAAAAUGAACAAGUACGGCCUAUUUUUGUUCACCUGGCCGAGGCCAUCACAAACUCCGCGGCCGACCUCCAACAUUGUUUGUUGCAUGUUGUUGGUACGAUGGAAAACAAAUACACCUCUGGGAUGAUUGAUAUCGAGUCCAAAUUGGACGAGGUCAGUAGCCAGCACCAGAAUCUGAUGAGAAAUACUGAAAGUUUCCCUCAGAUUCCGAGACAGCUAGCUUGGCUUAACAUACUGAUGGCGAAGAACAUCUCCAACAACCUACCCGAAGGAUUGGACAAGUCCAAUUUAGAUUUCAGCAAGAGCCCUACCCCCGAGCAGAUGAACGGAUCUUCCAACCACAACACCGCAGGGGAAUCCAACGGAAGCUCCAACUUCGACAGAGGUCUGGGGGUUAAGAAUGGAAAGGGAGGAUUGUUUCAACGCAAUGGUCAGGAGUUCGAGUUGACCUAG